This is a messenger RNA of Paramormyrops kingsleyae, 1788 nucleotides long. The record is from RefSeq and is a predicted model, not a curated record. NCBI's taxonomy places the organism in Eukaryota, Metazoa, Chordata, Actinopteri, Osteoglossiformes, Mormyridae.
ACGUGAUUGCACUGUUGCUGCUGCAUGCCGGGAGUAUUUCCUGCGUGAAGAUGGCGACGUCUCUCGGCUCGAACACGUACAACAGGCAGAACUGGGAAGACGCGGACUUUCCCAUUCUCUGUCAGACAUGCCUGGGUGAAAAUCCCUACAUCCGUAUGACCAAAGAAAAGUAUGGCAAAGAAUGCAAAAUCUGCGCCAGGCCCUUCACGGUGUUCCGAUGGUGCCCGGGAGUCCGAAUGCGCUUCAAGAAGACAGAGGUGUGUCAGACCUGCAGCAAGAUGAAGAACGUAUGUCAGACGUGCCUGCUGGACCUGGAGUACGGGCUGCCCAUCCAAGUCCGCGACACGGGGCUCUCCGUCAAAGACGAUAUGCCCAGAUCGGACGUCAACAAGGAGUACUACACACAGAGCAUGGAGAGAGAGAUCCUGAACUCGGACGGAACGCGGCCCGUGGGUCAGCUGGGCAAGGUGCCCAGCUCUAGUGACAUGCUGCUGAAGCUGGCCCGCACCACGCCGUACUACAAGAGGAACCGGCCGCACAUCUGCUCCUUCUGGGUGAAGGGCGAGUGCAAGAGGGGCGAGGAGUGUCCCUACAGGCAUGAGAAGCCGACCGAUCCAGACGACCCGCUGGCUGACCAGAACAUCAAGGACCGCUACUACGGCAUCAACGAUCCGGUGGCAGACAAACUGCUGAAACAGGCGUCCUCUAUGCCACGGCUGGACCCCCCCGAGGACAAGACCAUCACCACGCUUUACGUGGGGGGGCUGGGGGACACUGUCACCGAGGCUGACCUCAGGAACCACUUCUACCAGUUCGGCGAGAUCCGCACCACAACGGUCGUGCAGAGGCAGCAGUGUGCCUUCAUCCAGUUCGCCACGCGGCAGUCGGCCGAGGUUGCCGCCGAGAAGUCCUUCAACAAGCUCAUCGUCAACGGGCGCCGCCUUACAGUCAAGUGGGGCAGGUCCCAGGCCGCACGGGGCAGAGAGAGGGACGGAGUGGGAGAGGCAGGGCUGAAGCUGGAGCCGGUUCCUGGCCUCCCAGGAGCUCUGCCCCCCCCUCCAGCAGAAGAGGAAUCCUCGGCCAACUACUUCAACCUGAGCCCCAGCGUGUCUCCCGCCAUCCUGAGCGUCGCCAUUCCGCCUCCUCCUGGCAUAGUGCCCCCCCCACCCGCAGGUUUUGGACCAGCCAUUUUCCACAUGGGCUCUCCCCCUCCCCCGCCCAUGUCCAUGAGACCUCCGGGGCAGCUGCACUAUCCUUCCCAGGAUCCUCAGCGCAUGGGCGCCCAUGCCGGCCGGCACGAUGGCUCCUAAUUUGCCUUUUUAAAAUGAAUUUUUACCCAAUAAUAGACGUGACGUAAGAGGAGAGAUAUUCGGUGCCGUUGUGAGCUGAGUUGUUGUCAUUUCGGUGACUUGAGGCAUUGACGGCGCAAGUUUAGCAGGAAAUGAAGGAAUCUGAUGUGCUUUGAGGUGGUUUGGUGUGCUUGGACCUCACAGGGCACGGAAGAUCCCCUCUGCUUUUCAAGAAGUGCGGUUGAUUCUUAUGUAAAUAUUUCCUUUUGCUACUCACGAUGUGUAUAUGGACGCUGGUGUAUUUCCGGGUGUGACCCCAGCCUUCGUUUAAGUCGCAGGCUGUUUCCUGACUUGUGUUGUUUGUAUGCCUGCUGUCACGCAUCCUGCCGGACCGGUGAAAACCAGUCACGCGGCGCCGCUCAUAAGAAUCACGCCACGUCACUCUGCAUUGCCUUAAGAAUUGUGAAAUGCUUCUUUUCAUUAAACCAUCUCAACGUUA